AUGUGGAAAAUUUGCAAUAUUUUGAGACCAUCGUGUCUUCUUCGGACAAGCUUUCGUCUCCAGGGCGACAAUGACCACGAGAGUGGAGUCAAGCUGGAUUUUGUCGGCUCUUCUUCGGAGGAGGGACCGGUUGGCCGUGAGCUAAUCCUGCAAACAGGUCCAUCCGGACUGAAUUGUCUGUUUGUUUACUUCAUACGUUGGUCGGUCGGUCGGUCGGUCGGUCGGUCGGUCAGUCAGUCGGUUGAGGAGGAGCUGAAGCCUGGGCGUCCGGACACGUAA
Protopolystoma xenopodis is the source of this 279-nucleotide messenger RNA. The record is from the annotation of a GenBank genome assembly. Lineage: Eukaryota; Metazoa; Platyhelminthes; Monogenea; Polystomatidea; Polystomatidae.